Molecule: messenger RNA, 339 nt
Organism: Phycomyces blakesleeanus NRRL 1555(-)
Lineage: Eukaryota; Fungi; Mucoromycota; Mucoromycetes; Mucorales; Phycomycetaceae
Exons: 6
Coding region: 1-339 (112 amino acids)
Source: RefSeq, a predicted model, not a curated record
AUGAUCCAAAAUCUUUACAAAAUUUGGCAAACAGGAUUUGACAAUCACAUCAAUUGCGCCAAAGUGUGUUUUUUUUUCUGUUCAAAUUCUGCUCAAGAACGGGAUCAAGCCAAAGAUAAUGCUAAUACUAAUAAUAUUGGUAAUCGUCUUUACCCUAAAAUUAGUGAUUAUAACACCUUCAACCUCAAGAGGAUACUGCUUAAUAUGGCCACAACCAACCAACAAGUUUACUUCAAGAAGAAACUAAGGUUGGUACUUUUAACAAAGAAGCAUCUGAAUAUAAUUCCAAUGUCCUCAGAACAAGCCAAUAAUACACCAUUAAAGAAGUUUAGUGGCUGA